UCGGACACCGGGAGGUGACGAGGAUUUGGAUAAGAUCCAACGCCGGCUCGCUCUCUUUUGCCCUUGCUUGCUUCUUGCUUCUUGUUCUUGUUUUAAUUGAAAGCGAAUGAUUUCUCUAUUCAACAACCUUGUUCCCCAUCUACGUGGACACCCACUGUCACUAUGAUUGGGACUCCGGUGGUCGGACCGGACCCUCCCCAAUCCUCUGUUUCUCGGUAAAUCUGCGCGAACCAACCGAGGAAAUGGUAAACUCCAUUUCUGUUGUCUAAUUGGUAUUACUAUCAGAAAAUGAUAAGAAACAAUGGGUCAAUCAUUCUUUAAUCUUAAUCUUUUAGUGGCCCGAGGAGGGAGAAGCAUAAACCAGAAAUAAUGUGAUGGCGCCAAUUUAAUCUUGUGAACAGCGCUGCUUCUGCUUUCCUUUUCUUCAUUGCUAUUUUUUGAUAUUUUUCAUUUCCCAAUCGCGACGGCUUGAUGGGCAAUUUCUGAAUAUCCUUCCUUUCUGUUUCAUCAUCCCAACGAAGCAUGGGUAGUUCUGAGAAAUUAUUGUUCAUCACAAUCCACGCGAUAUUUCCCACUCGUAGUUGCUAAGUGUACUCUCUCCCCCAGCGACUGAAUUUAUCGGAAUCCCUGAGUUGAUAAAGAUCCAUUUUAGGGUUUCUUUUCCUCCUUGCUUUUGUAUAUCGCAGUUCAAAGCGUCUUCGAGAAACUGAAUUUGCGGUUGGAGUGCCACAUGGGAUUGGGACUAAUCAGAGUACCGAGGCAGAAACGAGAUUUAGUUCACCGAGAUAAAGAGCCAGGAGAAUGGAAUCGCAACUGCGUUUAAUUCAACAAUCGCUUAAUACUCGUUAUUCCAUCUGGGUUCGUGAAGCUCUUAACGAUUUGCCGGAUAAUUUUACAAUCACUGAUCCCACUAUAGCUGGUCACCCAAUUGUGUUCGUGAGCCGCGGAUUCUUGAAGAUGACUGGAUAUUCCGAAGACGAGGUGAUUGGCAAAAAUGGGAGGAUGUUUCAGGGCCCGAAAACUAGCAGGAGUUCAGUAAUGCAAAUUCGCGAGGCAGUUCGGGAAGAGAAGGCCAUUCAAAUUAACUUGCUAAAUUAUCGCAAAGAUGGGACACCCUAUUGGGUCUUUUUCCAAAUGAGCCCCGUUUUCAGCAAGGAAGAUGGGCGGAUCAUUAAUUUUGUGGGUGUUCAGGUGCCGAUUUGGAUGAAGUCGAGGAAGCCUAGAUGUGGGUUCGUAAGAAUUGAAGGCAUUCCAGGCGAGAAUGAAUUUAGAGCUUGCAAAAGUCUUUUAGGGUCCUGCCGCCGGGAGUUGUUGUCUGAUUCUAUCUCCGAAUUAGGUCGUCUACUGAACAGAGAUUCACAACCGGAUUCAGAUAGUAGAGGAGUAGGGAUUGAAGAACCAUGUGAGGCAUGUGAUGAUGAGAAGCAAAGAGCUGCAAUUGCUAUUUGUAACAUCUUAUCUGUCCUAACUCAUCACAGUGAGGUAACUGGCAGAUUGGUGUGCGAAAGGAGAUGCAGCGUGCCUGGGGUGGGCAUUAUUUGUUCAUCCUUGAAUACGUCUCUUAAUAGAAUCAAACAGAGCUUUGUAUUAACUGAUCCACACUUACCCGACAUGCCUAUAGUUUAUGCGAGUGAUGAGUUUUUGAAAGUAACAGGUUAUACUAGAUGUGAAGUGCUUGGGCGCAACUGUAGAUUCUUAAGUGGAGUUGACACAGAUACUUCAUCCCUAUUUAAGAUAAAGGAAAGUAUUCAAUCUGAGCAAGCGUGUACCGUGCGGAUUUUAAAUUACAGGAAAAAUAAGAGCUCAUUUUGGAAUCAUCUACACAUAUCCCCUGUUCGUAACGCUUCUGGAAAGGUAGCAUAUUUUGUGGGUGUUCAGAUGGAUGAAGAUGAUAAAAUGCUGGACGAACAUGGGGUGAAUCCUAAGAGGAGGCAGCUUAGCACUGUGGGUGCAGUCAAGGUGGCCGUGAGGAGCUUGUCAAUGAGCGUCGGCUGUUCACAGGAGGACUAGUCAUUACGAUCUCUCCCGUCUCCGUGUUUGGCAUAGUAAUACUAAAAUUUCUUUGUAAUUACAUCUUUUGAAGAGGUAUAUAAGACAAGACACAAGGAUUUCUUAAACGUUAUUGUAAAGCUCAUAUUUUUUAAUAUAUGGAAUGGAAAGUGUUUCGAUUUAAGUUAAAA
Momordica charantia (bitter melon) is the source of this 2180-nucleotide messenger RNA. RefSeq names its product PAS/LOV protein B (gene PLPB). Lineage: Eukaryota; Viridiplantae; Streptophyta; Magnoliopsida; Cucurbitales; Cucurbitaceae. Gene Ontology annotation, cellular component: nucleus. The record is from RefSeq and is a predicted model, not a curated record.